CGGUGCGUCCGCAGAUAGACCUCCUUGCCAAAUUUUGAAGGAAACAUGGCUUCUCCUGCUGGUUGUGAGCAUUAUGUGCGCAGCUGCUUAUUGAAAGCACCUUGCUGUGGUAAACUGUAUGUGUGUCGGCUGUGCCACGAUGCAGAGGAGAACCACCAGAUGGACCGAUUCAAAGUCAAGGAGGUGCAGUGCUCAGAGUGUCGCACAGUGCAACAGGCGCAGCAGAGUUGCCAGCAGUGUCAUGUGCAGUUUGGGGAGUAUUACUGUGACAUUUGCCACUUGUUCGACAAGGAUAAGAAGCAGUACCACUGUCAGCCCUGUGGAAUAUGCAGGAUUGGGCCAAGGGAGAAGUAUUUCCAUUGUGAGAAGUGCAAUCUGUGUUUAGCCCAGGAUCUGCGGGGAAACCACAAGUGUGUUGAAAACGUGUCAAGGCAGAACUGCCCAGUGUGUAUGGAGGAUAUUCACACGUCCAGAAUUGGAGCCCACGUUCUUCCAUGCGGCCAUCUUUUACACAAGACUUGCUUCGAUGACAUGGUCAGAACAGGAGCAUAUCGCUGCCCUCUGUGUAUGCACUCUGCCUGGAACAUGGAGGACCACUGGGAUCAGAUAGACAAAGAGAUUGCCCAGUCACCGAUGCCCACUGAAUACCAGGGUGCCACCAUCAAAAUUAUAUGUAACGACUGCCAAGCCCACUGCACAGUGCCUUUCCACGUGCUGGGGAUGAAGUGCAGCGGCUGUGGCUCCUACAACACAGCACAGGAUGGAGGACUCAUCCAGCAGCCUCAGCAGCCUCAGCAGCAGCAGCAGCAGCAGCAGCAGCUGCCAGAGCAGGACACUGAGAAUGAGGCAGAAACAGAUACAGAGUCAGAGCAGCAGGAUCAGCCUCAGUCACCCACACCACAUUAAAGCGACAACCAACCAGCACGGGUGACAUUUACUCUCUAGACAUUGGCUGCUGCGCUUACUUGUAGUAACUUACACUGAGUGUAACAGUAGACUGAGCCAAUGCUCCUAGAUUGUACAUAAUACAAAAAAUCCAUCUAUUUUCUGUACCUGCUUAUCCUCUUCAGGGCUGGAACCUACCCCAGCAUGCACUGGGUGAGAUGAAAGGUACACCCUGGACAGGUUGCCAGUCUACCACAGGACAAAAGACAUAUCCACACACAUAUACAACUACAGGUAAUUUAGAGUCAUAGUCCAUCUGACCACGCAGCUUGCUGAUGGGUGACAGUCUAACCGCUGAGCCACUGUGUGGCACCAUGACAAAAAAUGAUCAGGUUAACUGGUCGAGGCUAUAGAGUAUCAGACAAGCUGUGAUGGUUUUCUGUUCAGUUCAGGGACUGUGCCAUACGUCCUAUUUGAAUGCUCUCAGUAAGACUUCAUGAGAACAAAGAUGUGUCAGCUUGUUAUAUAUACGGUACGGUUUCUGCCCAUGUGGCUGUAACACUACACCAACUGUGAACAUGUGUCAGAAUAAAAAUUCAAAGUAGCCUCAGACAGAAGUCAGUGUGAAUAACAAAGUAGUAAGUCUGCACAGUAACUGACAUGCUGGCUGCAAGACAUUAAGAGAUGUGGUGCACAAGCAAAGUUUGUAAAAGUGGAACCCACUCACAGGGAAUUUAAAAUGAGGGAGGGCACAUUCACAGGGCAUUUGUGUAGGAAAAAAAACAAGUUUCUGUCCACUGUGGACUAUCCCCUUGCAUUUCUCUUUUCUUUCUGCAUAAAUGCGUCCGUGUGUGUCAAUUAUUAUACAAAUAGCAUUUUUCUGAAUUUGACUUAGUCCAUAUUAUAUUUACUGAGUGUGGAUGCCACUCGAUAAUUUAUUAUUUCUAAUCAAUGCUACAGGUGAUGAAAUGUGUAAAAUAUUGAUUGUGAAAUUCUUGUUGAAAGGUACAAACUGUGAUCCAAAUAAAAAACUAAAGGGCAGCCCCAUCAGCAAAAUUCAGAUCACAGGUUUGGAGCCUGCUGUCACUCUUAAAAUGACUGACAGGUCCUUUAAACCUAAAGUGUAACAGGCCAGUACGCCGAUAUUUUCAUUAACAAAUCAAACCGCUCACUUACGUAUGUAAAUGGACUUGUGAUUUAGAUGGUCCAAAAAUGGCUGAUUGGGCCUUUAACCUGCUCGAUGACACGUGGUAUGUCUGAAAUGUUGCAUUGGAAAGGUGUCCUAAGUCUUGCCGAUUUGUUUUGAUAAAUUCAUGUGGCAUGAUUACAGCUGCAAUACGUGCACUUUUAGAGUAUUUUCUUGUCAUACAUGCAUAUGUACUGUAAUUUCUGGCAUGGCUGCUGUGACAGAAGGCCUUUAUUUCCAGCACCAUAAUUGCAUCUUUGUUACUGGCAGGUGGAAAUUUUGGUUACCUUUACACUAAUACAAACUUCCAAUAAACAGCAUAAUUUGACUAAACAUUAUUGUAUUGUGUUAUACUCUGAACCAGUGAGUGAAUUAGAGAUCAGAACAUUUAAUCACAU
Molecule: messenger RNA, 2469 nt
Organism: Chelmon rostratus (copperband butterflyfish)
Lineage: Eukaryota; Metazoa; Chordata; Actinopteri; Chaetodontiformes; Chaetodontidae
Gene: rchy1
Product: ring finger and CHY zinc finger domain containing 1
Exons: 9
Coding region: 46-906 (286 amino acids)
Biological process (GO): ubiquitin-dependent protein catabolic process; protein ubiquitination
Cellular component (GO): nucleus
Molecular function (GO): ubiquitin protein ligase activity; zinc ion binding
Source: RefSeq, a predicted model, not a curated record